Messenger RNA from Pogona vitticeps (central bearded dragon), 1220 nucleotides. RefSeq names its product nudix hydrolase 22 (gene NUDT22). Gene Ontology annotation, molecular function: GDP-mannose hydrolase activity. The record is from RefSeq and is a predicted model, not a curated record. NCBI's taxonomy places the organism in Eukaryota, Metazoa, Chordata, Lepidosauria, Squamata, Agamidae.
AACCACGGAAAAACAGCUGGCGGUGCUCCUGCCCGGAGCUUUAAAAACACGGGGGGAAAAACAAACCAAAAGCCGGAGACUUCCUUCCGGGAGGUGGCAGCAGCUGCAGGCAUCCAGGAGGUACCCUUCAAUGGAUAAAGCAGGGGAAGGAUGGAUCCAGAAAUCUCCAUCUUGUUCCAGUGCCCAUCUCCCAACGGAAUCGCGGAAUCUCAGGUCCGAGCUGAGGUCUCCCCUCGCUACGACCGGCGGUUGCUCCCUGGGGACCAGCUCCAGAUUGAGACCGCUUGGGAGGCCCGUCGCCAGGAAAGCCCCUGGCUCUUUGAUGGAUCCAAAUUCCGCCUCAAUUCCUUGAGAAUCGAUGAGGGUAUUGUGACUUUCUGCCUUGGGCUCACCUGCUACAAGGACUUUGUGGGUACCAAUCUCUCCAAGACAGCAGGACAACUCCAGGAACGAGGGCGCCAAGACUUCGGAGACAGCCAGGCCUAUCUUGCCCAUCCACUGGGGGUUGGCGCCAUGUUGCACAUGGCAGAUGAUCAAUUUGUCUUCUUGCGGCGGAGCCUGUGUGUUGCCGAGGCACCUGGGAAGAUGGAUAUUCCAGGGGGUCAUCCUGAACCACAGGUAGUGAAGGACCAAACUGCCUCAGAGGGACCCAUCUGCCACCAAGACCUUCGGGGAGAAUUGGUGGUCCAGGAGUUGUUCUCCGCUGUGCUGCGAGAGAUCCAGGAUGAGGUGAACCUUCCCGCGUCUUCACUGAGCAGGCCAGUGUUGCUCGGGAUAGCUCGGAACGAGACCAGCGCCGGCCGCUGUAGCGUGGAAUUCUAUGUCAGGUGCAGCCUGACGUCUGAACAAGCAAAGCACUGCUACGCUAUUGGAGGUCCUGAAGCUCACGAAUCCACCAGCAUCAUCUUUAUCAAAAGAGAGGAUGUCCUGACUCUGGAGCAGAAUGGGGAGCUAUGGAAAGAACUCUGCCCAUCAGCCAAGGGAGCCGUCAGGCUCUAUACGGUGGCAAAUGGCUACACAAAGCACCAGCUGCCCCCCAGUCACCAGCUGUUCUUUGGGAAAAGCGUGGAAGUUCCACCAGAAGUACGAAGAGAGGGUUCUCUGCCCACACACCACCCUCAAACAACAAACCAGUAGACACCUGCUUUAACUCUUUGCCAGCAGUGCUGCUGGACCCUAUUGUUAACCCAUUUCUCAAUAAAGAAUGUGUAUUUUUGAAA